Penicillium olsonii is the source of this 2055-nucleotide messenger RNA. The record is from the annotation of a GenBank genome assembly. Lineage: Eukaryota; Fungi; Ascomycota; Eurotiomycetes; Eurotiales; Aspergillaceae.
AUGUCCACUUCCAAUCAGCCUCAGGAGACAUCCGCGCACAGGUCCUCUCCCCGCGUCCUCCGAGCCUGUGACCGAUGCCGCUCGCGUAAGGUGCGCUGCGAUGGAAAUUCGCCUUGCGCAGGUUGUCGCCCAGGUGGGCAUGCUUGUUUCUUUCGUCCCCCACGGCAGACUCGUCAGAAGAGACAGCAUACUCAGAGACUACCCUCAACAUCUGCGCAGAUCUCUCUUCCAGAAUCGUCCCCAGUAAUAUCAUCGCGCUCCACAGCCCGCGCGCUCCACGACCCAGUGCAGUUCAAACGACAAAUGGAGCUUCGAGCUGGCAUUGGUGUCACCAAUGUGGACACAGGCUCUUUUCAAUUUUACGGACCUUCAUCUCAUUUUUGUUUCAUCCAACGCAUGUGUCAGAGGAUGGCACAAAAAACAAAUGAAAGCAUGUUUACUCCUAGAGCAUCGACUGCGGACAGCUUGGGCAAAUGGAAUCUCGAGCGCUUCAUGUUCUCGGUAGACGUCAAUCGACCACUCAGUACCGCAUCCGACGCUUUUAUCUCACGCGAGAUGGGCAUCAAACUAAUCGAAACUUUCUUUAAAAUAAUCCACCCCCAGAUGCCGGUGCUCAACUAUACUGAGAUUAUCGAGCAAUGGGAUGAAAUUGGCAAGCCACCGGGGCAGCAGACCUCCAGAAAAGGCAAAGAGAUCUUAUUUAUGGUGCUAGCUAUCGGAGCCAGGGCUGCCAUUGCUGAAGACCAGCACGAUACUUCUGUGCUACAAAAUUGGGCGGAGUACUUCACAUCAAAGGCAAAUGGUUUACACGCCACUUUCGAAGAUCUCAGUCUAUCAUCUACCAUUUUUCUGCUCCUCAAGACCAUGUAUGCCUAUCAGGUUAUGCGACCCAAUGAUGCUUGGCUGUACAUAGGUCAUGCAGCCCGUAGUGCAAUGGCGCUGGGUAUCAAUCGACAGCAGGUGGUGAAUGGAAACAAUUCAACGAUGCACUCCCUGAAACGCACUUUCUGGUUAAUAUACGGCUUUGAAAGAUCAUGUUCGAUAUACACAGGUCGUCCUUCUACCUUCCGAGACGAGUUGAUUGAUGCUCCAUACCCUGAAGACCUCCCAGUGCCAACCACAACGGAGAGCACAAAGGGAGAUUACUCGGGCCCAUUACUACUAUGUGGUUAUGUUCGUGGUAUGGCUGAUCUUGGACGUGCAGCUGAUCGAGUUUUCUUGGAAAUUUACUCUCCCAAAAACGUCUCUACCAUAUCGCAUCCCGUCCGAGGGCACGAUGCUACGACCGAGGUCGAGGCGUUGCUAGAGUCAGCUACUCGUGGGCUCCCGCUCUAUCUUCACUUCUUUGACACCAUGUUGCCGCUAGGACAGGGGUGGCAGGAAAUGCAACGGCUCUUGCUAGGGUGCACAUACCACCUCGUCCGCAUGCUUAUGCAUCGACCCGCUCUCCUCUUCGCUGCUCUCUUUGAUUCAAGGGAAGAAGCCCAGAGAAACGCAGGUGAAUUCGAUAUUGAGUUCUCUAUCCGAGAAACAAUAAAAGCCGCUAGAAACAUUAUUGAUCUGACCCAUGAUGUCUAUUUCCGACGGUAUCCGCAAGCACGAUAUGAUGGCUCAUCUGCAGCUAUUUUAGUCUCGGCUUGUGUGACGCUCUUGUACGACGUUCUGGAUCCAAGAACUGGCGCAGCCCAUGCCAAAGACGUAUUUAGCGUCGUUGAACGAGGGGUCGAGUGUCUCGACCAAAUUCACCACCUUGGCCAGACUACAGGAAAGUCCUUGAGCCUUGAUGUUAUGAAGAUUGCCAAGGAUACUCUGCGCUCCUCCACUGUUGAUCCAGAGUUGAGCCAAAAUUUGUUCGGUGAAUUCCCCUGGCUACAGUAUAUCAGUCCUCCGGGAAAUGCCCCCCUUGCUAGUACUUCGCCGGGCACCCUCGCCGUCCCUUCUUCUAUGGAUGCUCAACAUGACUUCUCUCAGGCUCAUAUCCCGGAGGCAAAUUACAUGUCCCAUUGGCUGGAAGCAGGCUUCGCUCCGGAGGAUAUCCCGAGCUGCUUGUUUUGA